Chrysemys picta bellii (western painted turtle) is the source of this 897-nucleotide messenger RNA. NCBI's taxonomy places the organism in Eukaryota, Metazoa, Chordata, Testudines, Emydidae. The record is from RefSeq and is a predicted model, not a curated record.
UUUGUCUCUUCAUGUCAAUAACAUCAUGUGAUUUCUUGCUAUUCCCCUCCUCUCCCUCUAGCAUUGAGCUUCAGUCAGUGCACAGAGAGUGGGAAGAAUUCAAACAUUCAUUAGAAACCACUAGAAUUACCCCAGAUGCUCAGAUGAAACAAUCUAUACUUUAGAAUAAACUACUUUAUUAAAAAGGCUUCUGCUGGAUUCAAAGUAACUCAAAGGAAAGGGGUAGCCAGGAGCUCCCCAGAGACCCUGGAGCUGUGGUGACAUUUGUUACAUAGACACAAGAUCAAGUUAUAGUGAAGAUGAAGGUUCUUUCAUUCUGUCCUAGCUCUGCAGUGAGCUCCUCUCUGCCUGGUUUGAUCAUUUUCUUCAUUACUUUUCACAUUCACAAGCUGGAAUCAGCCCAGUUCAAAGUGACCGGUCCUGGUCACCCUGUCACUGCCAGGAUGGGUGAGGCCAUUGUGUUACCCUGUCACCUGUCCCCCAGGAUGAGCGCUGAGAACAUGGAAGUGAAAUGGUUCCGAGCUGAGUUCUCUUCCGUUGUGCACCUGUAUCAGCAUGGGAAGGAUCAAUAUGGGAACCAGAUGCCAGACUAUCGUGGAAGGACAGAGCUUUUGAAAGCUGGCAUCACGGAUGGGAAUGUUUCCUUGCAAAUUCUUAAUAUCAGACGCUCAGAUGAAGGACAAUACCACUGCUUUGUUCAAGAUAAUUUUUUUUAUGAAGAAGCCCUAUUGGAACUGAAGGUAGCAGGGAAACACCUUAAAGAUAGCAAGGAAGGGGUUACAGAAAUUGAUGAUUUUCAACGAGAACUUGACUGGAGAAGAAACAUCGUCUGCCCAGGGCUGGGAAGUUCUGUGCCACCUGUACAAGAAGGUAACUGAAGUUCAGAUUCUAUCAAUG